AUGUUGUCCAAGAGGCUUAUUUCUGCUCUCACCACCAGCGCUAAGGCGUCCCAGAAUGCAGGAAUCGCCACAUCAGCCCGCUGUAUGGCGGUUGGUGGUUCAGAGGUCUCAAAGAUCCUUGAAGAACGUAUUCUUGGCCAAGAGAGCAGCAUUAAGCUCGAGGAAACUGGAAAGGUGCUCUCCAUCGGAGACGGUAUCGCCCGUGUGUACGGUUUGAAGAACAUCCAGGCUGAAGAAAUGGUGGAAUUCGAUUCGGGUAUCAAGGGAAUGGCUCUUAACUUGGAGCCCGACAAUGUGGGAGUUGUAGUAUUCGGUAACGAUAAAGUCAUCAGAGAAGGAGAUAUUGUGAAACGUACCGGUGCUAUCGUGGACGUACCUGUCGGAGAAGCCCUACUCGGACGUGUCGUCGAUGCUCUGGGAACGCCCAUCGACGGAAAGGGUCCCAUUGCCUGCAAAACUCGCUCACGUGUAGAAGUGAAAGCUCCCGGUAUUAUUCCUCGACUAUCUGUCCGUGAACCUAUGCUUACUGGUGUGAAGGCCGUCGAUUCACUUGUGCCAAUUGGUCGUGGACAGCGUGAGCUGAUCAUUGGUGAUCGUCAGACCGGAAAGACCGCCAUUGCCAUCGACACUAUCAUCAACCAGGCUCGUUUCAACGCUGGAACUGAUGAGAAGAAGAAGCUGUACUGUAUCUACGUCGCUAUCGGACAGAAGAGAUCCACUGUUGCACAGAUCGUGAAGCGUCUUACUGACACUGGAUCCAUGAAGUACACCAUCGUUGUGUCAGCGACAGCCUCUGAUGCUGCUCCUCUGCAGUUCUUGGCUCCCUAUUCCGGAUGUGCUAUGGGAGAGUUUUUCCGUGACAAUGGAAAGCACGCUUUGAUCAUCUACGACGAUUUGUCCAAGCAGGCCGUCGCCUACCGUCAGAUGUCUCUGCUUCUGCGUCGUCCUCCCGGUCGUGAAGCGUACCCUGGUGAUGUCUUCUACCUUCACUCGCGUCUACUCGAACGUGCGGCUAAGAUGAACGACUCACUUGGCGGUGGAUCUCUGACUGCUCUCCCAGUCAUUGAGACACAAGCUGGUGAUGUAUCUGCUUACAUUCCCACCAACGUGAUUUCCAUCACUGACGGACAGAUUUUCCUUGAGACCGAAUUGUUCUACAAGGGAGUUCGACCAGCCAUCAACGUCGCUGCUUUCGCUCAAUUCGGUUCCGAUCUUGAUGCCUCCACACAACAACUGUUGAAUCGAGGAGUCCGUCUUACUGAGCUGCUCAAGCAGGGACAAUAUGUGCCAAUGGCUAUUGAGGAACAGGUAGCCGUUAUCUACGCCGGAGUCAAAGGACAUCUUGACAAGGUCGAUCCAUCCCUAAUUACCAAGUUCGAGAAGGAAUUCCUCGCUCACAUCCGUUCAUCACAACAAGAGCUCCUGAAAACGAUCCACAACGAGGGUCAAAUCUCACCAGCUACUGAUGCCAAGUUGAAGGAGGUUGUCGUGAACUUCCUAGCUACGUUCAAAGCCUAG
Molecule: messenger RNA, 1518 nt
Organism: Cooperia oncophora
Lineage: Eukaryota; Metazoa; Nematoda; Chromadorea; Rhabditida; Trichostrongylidae
Source: the annotation of a GenBank genome assembly